UCUUAUGUCCAAAGUUGUCAGCUCGGGGCGGCUGGGGGGCGCACUCGCGUUGCUAAUACCCCAUGCUCUCCCCCUCAGACCAGCAAACAGACUCGGUACGAGUCACAGUCCUCUUUGGGAGCAGCAGCUCUGAGGCUACCUUCCCUUUUCUCUUCUUCGACUCUUUCUGUCUCAGAAUUAGGCAGUUGAAGGGGCAAUUGCGCGCACACCGAUUGGUGCAGCGCACCUGGUGUUGAAUCAGCUGGGACUGGUGCCGUGGUGAGAGGGGGUUCAAUUGGUUGUGCGUUGCGGUACAGACAGUUCAGUAGUUACAGUGAGAACCUGCAAACAGGGAAGUUUUAGUUUAGACUGGCGUAAUUCAGACUGAUGAGCUAAGUCAAGCUUGGUGCUUCUUUCGGUGGCCGUGGUGGGUGUCUUCGAGACUGGAACCACGGUACCUGUCUCCGAUAAAAGCAGGUCCAAUGACCCGCUUUCAUCUGCAGGGGAUGGAAGCGACUGCCACUACCAUGGUGGUUACGGCUCUCUUGGUCUCUCUGUUCAUGGUGCAAGCAGCAGCUACUAGUGCACCUGCAACCUCGCCUGCUCCUUCACACCCUUUCUUCGGAAACCGAACGACUGGAAACCAUCCUCCGGGGCACGGCGGUCAUCCUCAAGGAACUGGACGUCAUGGAUAUGCAUGGAGCAAGUGGAGAGCCUACAUCGCUCUGCAAUGCUGGAAGAAGGCUAUCACCGAAGAUCCCAACAAUAUCCUUGCGAGUUGGAAUGGGAAGGAUGUCUGCAGUUACAAAGGAGUAUAUUGUGCUCCUCCACCUGAUCCCAAGUACUCUUACCUCACGGUUGUAGCCGCAAUCGAUUUGAACGGUGCGCAACUGAAGGGUACUUUGGUGCCGCAGUUGGGCGAACUUCGAGAGAUUGCUCUGUUCCACUUGAAUAGCAAUCGAUUCUAUGGAGGAGUGCCAGAUUCAUUCCGAUACAUGAAGUUGUUGACUGAACUGGAUCUUAGCAACAACCAGUUGGGCGGGGACUUUCCGAAAGUCGUCUUGGCCAUCCCCAAGUUGGCUUUCUUGGAUCUCCGCUUUAACACGUUCUAUGGCAAGCUGCCGAGUGAGCUGUUCUCAAAGCGUACUUUACAAGUGAUCUUUGUGAACAACAACAAUUUUGAAGGUACUAUGCCGAGCAACUUCGCUCAGUCCGAAGUCGCUGCCCUUGUGCUUGCCAACAACAAGUUUCAAGGAAACAUUCCUAAGACCAUUAAUAAUAUGAGCAACACCCUGUACGAGAUUCUGGCUUUGGGCAACGAAUUCGAUGGUGGAAUUCCUGACGGUAUUGGUAAUUUGAAAAAUCUCCUGCUCUUCGACUACAGUUCCAACAAAAUCAACGGAGGGUUGCCAGAUAGCCUUCAAAAUUUGCAGGCUCUCGAAAUAUUCAACAUGAGCAAGAACUAUAUGGGCGGAGCAGUGACUGCCGAGAUCUGUCAGCUGAAAAAUUUGUCGGCUCUAGCUCUCAGCGACAACUACUUUAAUAGUCUUGCGUCUGCAUGUAAACAGAUUAAUCAAACGGUGUUGAAUGUCACUGGAAAUUGCCUUUUUGCCGAUAAAAUUCCUGAUCAGAAGGAUAAGGAUACAUGCGCAAGGUUUUACGGGUGGAGUCCACCUCCUCCUCCUCCAUCCCCCCCACCACCUUCCCCUCCUCCUCCUUCUCCCCCACCACCUUCCCCUCCUCCUCCUUCUCCCCCACCACCUUCCCCUCCUCCUCCACCUCCAUGCCCCUAUGGUUACCAACCCGGCAAGUAUUCGGGCACUUGUUUCAUGCUUGUCACGCAUUGCAAGACCUGGGAGUACGCCGAACAUUACUGCAACCAGCAAUCGGGCGGUCACUUGGCUGCCGUGGCUGACUGGGACGAGCUGAAGGAUGUUGGCGAGCUCUGCGCACAAUCAAACGUAACAGUUCAGGGUGACUCGAGCGAUCCUAAGGGACUUGGUUGCUACGUAGGUGGAAGGAGACCUUGCAAUCUCUCACCUGCGACGAAUGGAUGGAACUAUCCAGGUUCUCCUUGCAUUGAUGUCCCGUCUCUGUGGAACAUGGGAGAGCCUAACAACUACGGAGGUCAAGAGGCCUGCCUUGGAGUUAAGUACGAAUCCGAUGCCCAGGCUUAUGACAACAGCUAUCUUCCUUUCAUGCUCAACGACUUGAGAUGUGAUAUCCAGCUUCCGUUUAUCUGCACCUUGACGCGCUGUAGCGACUAUGGAUGUGGGAUGUCCAAGACUUGCAAGACUCUAGGCGACCACAACUCUACGUGUAGCUGGGACGACAGUGCUGCCGUUGGAUACAAAUGCCAGUGUAGUGAAGGUUACUUUUCGGAUGAUUCUGGUACUUGUUCCCCCAAGUAAGUUAUUUUCUUUGUCAAGUUCAGUACUGAUACCAGGUGUGUGAGGAUACCCAAGCUGCCAAAAACGCGGCAAAGGCGGAUGGAAUGGAUGAUCAGUUGCUGUAACUACUUCACUUCGACGAAUUUGGAUUAGCAGCAGUCGAUGGUGGUGUUCUAGCCAUUAGGGGUUUAACAGAUCAGGGAGGGUUGUUAUUAGUCAGGGCAAUCGAAGACUGUUCAUCGCCUGCGUCUAACACUUUCAAUUCCCACACAUACGGGGGGUUGGGACUUCGAAGUGGGUUUGAAUAAUUAGCAACAGCCAUUUAUUGAUAUCUACCAUUUAGUUGAUAUCUUGAGGUGGUGAGCUUCAAAAAGGAUAAUGGAGCCCUGCGGCUACGACUGCACCCAGUUCGAAUGAGUUGCCCCACUGCCGAACCUCUGGCUGUGAAUAGAUUCUUUUAGAGUUUUCUUUUUCUUGUGAAUGUGGUAUUAUGUUGACACCACAAACGUUUUAUCUUGUUUGUUACCAGCUUUCAAUAAGACAUCUGGGGGCAGCUGUUUAAUUUUCACUGAACCAAUCCUUCGUGA
Physcomitrium patens is the source of this 2956-nucleotide messenger RNA. RefSeq lists its product as uncharacterized. Gene Ontology annotation, molecular function: protein binding. NCBI's taxonomy places the organism in Eukaryota, Viridiplantae, Streptophyta, Bryopsida, Funariales, Funariaceae. The record is from RefSeq and is a predicted model, not a curated record.